Poecile atricapillus (Black-capped chickadee) is the source of this 516-nucleotide messenger RNA. It is a transcript of the gene MSGN1, whose product is annotated as mesogenin 1. The transcript has a single exon. Gene Ontology annotation, molecular function: DNA-binding transcription factor activity, RNA polymerase II-specific; protein dimerization activity; RNA polymerase II cis-regulatory region sequence-specific DNA binding. Gene Ontology annotation, biological process: regulation of transcription by RNA polymerase II; mesoderm formation. The record is from RefSeq and is a predicted model, not a curated record. Lineage: Eukaryota; Metazoa; Chordata; Aves; Passeriformes; Paridae. Bases 1 to 516 code for a protein of 171 amino acids. Gene Ontology annotation, cellular component: nucleus.
AUGGACAAACUGCAGGAGACAUUGAUAAACAUGGAAGAUGCUCUGGGUUCGGAGCACUCCGCCUGCUUGUCAUCCUGGGACUGGAAGAGCUCCGCUGGGCCCUUUGAGCUGCACCCCAUCUCGCCCCCGCACAGCUUGUCCCCGACGCCCUCCUUCGAGUCCUGCUCCUCGUCGCCCUGCCCGGCGGCGGCCGAGACCCCGUUCGGCAGCGGCGGCAGCGGCCUGGCGGCCUACGGCCUGCUGGAGUUCCCCGCCGCCUACCUGCCCAGCCCCGGGCAGGCCCGGCUGCCCAAGGGCACCAAGGUGCGGAUGUCGGCCCAGCGCAGGAGGAAGGCCAGCGAGAGGGAGAAGCUGCGGAUGAGGACCUUGGCCGACGCGCUCCACACACUGCGCAAUUACCUGCCCCCCAUCUACAGCCAGCGGGGCCAGCCCCUCACCAAAAUACAGACCCUGAAGUACACCAUCAAGUACAUCAGCGAACUGACCGAGCUCCUCAACAGCGUCAAGCGGGUGUAG